AUGGGAUUCUUCCAAGCCGGCAGUAUGAAUGAGGAGUGCGAGAAGGCAGCGAAAAUCCUGAAAGGCUUUGCCGAGAAGAAGAAAAUUCCUCCAGAAGUUAUCAACAAUGCGAAAGGCCUGGCCAUCUUCUCCGGCUUCCGAGGUGGAAUGUAUCUCGCAGGAGCUGGCGGCUCAGGAAUUGUGAUUGCUCGUCUCGCAGAUGGCACAUGGCCACCUCCCUCCGCAAUCUCAGUUCGCUCAGGCAGCUUCGGUAUUGUCUACGGUUUUGACGUUUACGACUGCGUCUGCGUCCUCAACACACAAGCCACCGUUGAUGCAUACGCCCGUCCCGAAGUCGACAUGGGCAUGGUCGCUGCUCUUGGCGGCAGCAGCAAGAGCCAGAACGCUGCAUCGGUCUUGACGUACACCAGAUCGAGAGGUCUUUAUGGAGGCGUGACUGUGGAAGGCACCGUGAUCAAGGAAAGGGCGGAUAUCAAUGAGACGUCGUACGGGCGCGGCGCGUCCAGCACAGAGAUUCUGGAGGGGGAUGCGAAGGUGCGAGAAGAGGGUGCUGGCCUUUCCCGUCUAGGGGAAGUUCUCAAACAGGCUGCUGGGCAGACCGCAGACAGGAAGAUCGUGGAGCAGGUGGCGGAGGAAGACACACCUGGAGCUUUGGAAUGA
Molecule: messenger RNA, 660 nt
Organism: Saxophila tyrrhenica
Lineage: Eukaryota; Fungi; Ascomycota; Dothideomycetes; Mycosphaerellales; Extremaceae
Exons: 2
Coding region: 1-660 (219 amino acids)
Biological process (GO): regulation of ruffle assembly
Cellular component (GO): ruffle membrane
Molecular function (GO): phosphatidylinositol binding
Source: RefSeq, a predicted model, not a curated record